AUGAAAUCCAUCUCGGGGUCUCGGAAGCCCUACAGAGGGCUCACACGAAGUCUUGUUCUCGCGCUUGAUAUCGGGACAACGUUCAGCGGCGUUUCGUAUGCGAUCCUCGAGCCAGGAGAGGUUCCACAGAUCCACGGAGUAACUCGAUUCCCGGGGCAAGAGCAUGUUGCAGGGAAUUCCAAGAUCCCCUCGAUCAUGUACUACGAUUGGGAAGGAAAGUUGAGGGCGGCAGGUGCGCAAGCGGAUAAUGCUUCUGUCGUUGCACAAGCAGAAGAUGAAGACUGGAUCAAGACCGAACUCUUCAAGUUACGCCUGCGGCCACGCACUAUGAAGCUCAAGCUGAACGGGAUGCGAUUUGCACCGCUCCCACCGGGCAAGACUGCCGUGGAUGUCUUUGGCGACUUCCUGGCCUACCUAUUCCGCUGUACGCGCGAAUUCAUUGUCGACACGCACGCAAACGGACACGCACUAUGGCUCGCCGUCGAGCAAGAUAUUCAGUUCAUACUCAGCCACCCCAACGGCUGGGAGGGGGCACAGCAGACCAAGAUGCGCAGGGCAGCUGUAUACGGCGGCCUUAUCCCUGAUACGGAUGAGGGCAAGGCGAGGAUUAGAUUUGUCACCGAGGGAGAGGCAAGCUUGCAUGCAUGUGUGCUGAAUGGUCUUGCCGCCGAUAAUCCAUCUGGUCGUGGCUUCAUAGUUGCAGACGCCGGAGGCGGUACACUUGACAUCAGUUCGUACGCAAUACGUGGAACAUCCCCUCUUGUGAUUGAGGAAAUUGCUCCUCCAGAUUGCGUGUUCUCUGGGUCCGUGUUUGUCGGUCGACGUGCAAGGGCCUUGUUUGAAGGCACGGAUUCUAAAUAUGGCACGCCAGACUCGUUAGACCACAUGACGAAGCGGUUCGACGAGACAACCAAGCGGCUCUUCAGGGACGACAAAGAAAUGCAGUUUGUUCCUUUUGGCUCACCGCUGGACAAAGAUAUGUCCGUGGGCAUUCGUGGCGGCCAGCUGAAGUUGACCGGAGCUGAGGUCGCAGCUCUCUUUGAGCCAUCGAUACAGGCAGCAAUUGAUUCUAUCAGAGCACAGAUCGAUGCGUCCGGUGGAACAAUCAAGUCCGUCUGGCUAGUUGGAGGGUUCGCAGCAAGCCCGUGGUUAUUCAGCCAACUACAGGAGAGGCUGGCUCCGUUCCACGUUACUGUCAGCAGACCAGAUAACCAGACCUCUAAAGCAGUGGCGGAUGGCGCGAUCGGUUUCUAUUGCGACCAUCAUGUGUCUGCGCGCAUAUCCAAGUUCAUAUACGGGGUGGAAUAUCUUCGCGAAUUCAAUGCGAACGACCAAGAACACAUUUCCCGGCAGCAUCGUCUGUUUGAGAUGCCAUCUGGUCCGAGGCUUCUACCGGAUGCUUUUGAUUGCAUCCUGGAGAGAGGUCAGAAAGUAAGAGAGUCCUCGGUGUUCAGCCGCAAGUACUGCACCGAGGUGACAAAGCUCUCGACACUCUCUGUCUUCGAGGUCGAGAUCUGGUGUUUCAGAGGUGGGAACACGAUUCCGAAGUGGAUCCUUCGCAACACUGAGGACUUUUCUACACUAUGUCAUGUGCGAGCGGAUCUUUCGCCGCUAGCUUCGAGCGCGCACGGGGAACAGGGCAAGAACGGGAAGAUGUACUGGACCAUCGUUUUCUAUAUCGAGAUCCACUUUGGAUUGACGGAAUUCAGGGCCAGAAUCAAAUGGACAGACAAUGUGAGUCACAAUCUUACUUUUGAAUGA
Laetiporus sulphureus 93-53 is the source of this 1761-nucleotide messenger RNA. RefSeq lists its product as uncharacterized. The transcript is spliced from 11 exons. NCBI's taxonomy places the organism in Eukaryota, Fungi, Basidiomycota, Agaricomycetes, Polyporales, Laetiporaceae. The record is from RefSeq and is a predicted model, not a curated record. Bases 1 to 1761 code for a protein of 586 amino acids.